AUGGAAGGAGCGGUACAGGUGGAAGAGCUAACCUCCGGCGCCAGCGGCCGUAUCAUCCCCGUCUUCAAGAACGUUCGCCGAUCGGUGUUUUCCUCGGCUUCCAUCCGCCGUGCAGUAAUCUUCUUCCAAUCGAUCGUCCUGUGGUUCAUUUUUCAUCUCCGUCGGUGUCGACAACACCAUCACCGUCCUCCUCCUCCGUCCUCUCCUUCCUCGAAGAGGAAAUUCUCUUUUAGAAGGAGAGAACUCGAGGAGGAUGUGCUCAGGCGAAGAGCUCUCGCUGAGGAAAUUCAGAUGGUGAAGUCGUCGGUCGAUGACGACUGGUCUAGUCAGUGCCACGCCACCACGUCUCUGUUCUUUGGGACCGGACGCAACGCCUUAUUUUGCCGGUCGUGGCUUCCGGUUGCUGGUGAGAUUAGGGGAAUUUUGAUCAUUAUACAUGGACUAAAUGAGCACAGUGGGAGAUAUGCUGAUUUUGCAAGGCAACUCAACUCCUGUAACUUUGGGGUAUAUGCAAUGGACUGGAUAGGUCAUGGAGGGAGUGACGGCUUGCACGGAUAUGUACCUUCAUUGGACCAUGUUGUGGCAGAUACCGGAUCUUUCCUGGAGAAGAUAAAGUCGGAUCACCCAGGUAAACCUUGCUUUCUUUAUGGGCACUCAACAGGUGGAGCUGUGGUUUUAAAGGCUGCUAGCUACCCUUAUAUCCAAGAACUGCUAGAGGGAAUUAUAUUAACUUCGCCUGCACUGCGUGUUACUCCUUCACAUCCCAUAGUCGGUGCUGUGGCUCCAAUAUUUUCACUUGUUGCCCCAAGAUACCAGUUUAAAGGUGCCAACAAAAGAGGGAUUCCAGUUUCUAGAGAUCCGGCGGCUCUCGUAGCCAAAUACACGGAUCCGUUGGUGUACACAGGUCCAAUGAGAAUCCGAACGGGCCAUGAGAUCCUUCGGAUCUCGUCUCACUUGAUGCGUAGCUUUAAGUCGGUGACUGUACCCUUCUUUGUUCUUCAUGGAAGUGCGGACAAAGUGACGGAUCCACUUGCUUCUCAGGAUCUGUACAACUCGGCAGCUUCGAAGUACAAGGACAUAAAGCUGUAUGAUGGGUUCUUGCACGACCUCCUGUUUGAGCCCGAGCGCGAAGAAAUCGCACAAGAUAUCAUAGACUGGAUGGUGAGGAAGCUAAGCUGCCAUCAUUCUUGAAGGUGAAAUAAGUAGUAGGUAAUAAUUUUGAUGGUCUGUUGAAUGAAUAUUAUAUAGUAUGCCUUGUGUAUGGAUUUGGAUUUUCACUGCUGCUUAUGAUCAUGUGUUUAGGAAGAA
Cynara cardunculus var. scolymus (artichoke) is the source of this 1308-nucleotide messenger RNA. RefSeq names its product monoglyceride lipase. Gene Ontology annotation, molecular function: lipase activity. Bases 1 to 1191 code for a protein of 396 amino acids. Gene Ontology annotation, cellular component: membrane. NCBI's taxonomy places the organism in Eukaryota, Viridiplantae, Streptophyta, Magnoliopsida, Asterales, Asteraceae. The record is from RefSeq and is a predicted model, not a curated record. The transcript is spliced from 7 exons.